GUUUUUCUGCCUAUGAAGUAAGCAAUGGUUUUGAAUCUUACCAAGGGAAUAAUCUUCAUAUUUGCAACAGGACUUGGCAUUGUGGGGAACAUCUUUGUCCUUGUGAACUAUAUGUGUUUGUUUAGAAGCACUAUGAAAUCUGUGCAGCUUAUUCUCAUCCAUUUGGCUUUUACAAAUACAAUAACACUUGUGACAAAAGGAAUCACAAGGACAAUAUCCAUUUUUCUGUUAAUAAAUCUCAUGGAUACUGCAGGCUGUAAGAUUUUGAUUUACCUCAGUAGGGUGACCCGUGGCCUGUCCAUCAGCACCACCAGUCUCCUCACGGUGGUCCAGGCCAUCACCAUCAGUCCCAGAGCCUCCAGAUGGAGGUGGAUGCAGCCCAGGUCUGCAUGGCACAUCCUUCCCUUGUUGCUCUUCUUCUGGAUACUCAAUGCCUUGAUAAGCAUAAAUUUACCAUUUUAUAUAAAACAUAUCAGCAGCCUGAACACAUCAACUAUCAGUAAAAACAAUGAUUACUGUUAUUUUGAAUCAGAAAACACGAUAAUCAGAUGGAUUUUUAUUGUUCUCAUGGUUCUUCGUGAUGCUGUGCUCCAGGGUGUCAUGGGCUGGGCCAGUGGCCACAUGGUCUUCCUCCUCCACAAGCACCACCAGCAUGUCAUCUACCUGCAGACCUCCAAGCUCCUCUACAGAACUCCCCCUGAGAUGAAGGCUGCUCAAAGUGUUCUCCUUCUGAUGCUCUGUUUUCUCUUCUUCUAUUGGACAGAUUGUUUUACUUCUUUACAUUUAACUUUCUCAUUAGGGACAGAUUCCAUUGCAAUAGGUCUUCAUGAAUUUCUCACCAUUGGUUAUGCAAUUGUGAGCCCAUUUUUGCAGAUUCACAGAGAUGGUCACUUUGCUACUUGUUGGUUUGCUCACCUAGAGCUGACCCCGAAGUCAGAGAAACCUGUAGCGAUUCAGAAAUCUCUGCUGGACCUGACAGAAGAGCUUGAUGCAGAAAUGAAGCUCCAGGAGAAUGAGAGGUCAGAAGAGCUGGAAGACCAGGUGAAGGAAGCCACCACACCACCACCUCCACCCUCCAGAAUCAGGACCAUGAGACUGUGGCCCAGAGAGCUUUCCAGUCUCCACCUUCAAUUUCUCCUACCCUCCUGUGAACAGAGCACAGCACUGCCUCACCCUCAGUCCACGCUCAUUCUGAAGUCUCCCAGCCCUCAAGUGCACACAGGCUGCCUGGAGCAGGGUCCCAGCUGGCAGGCAUUCAGGGAGAGCAGGGGCACUGUAGGUGGGCAGCUCACCUGCAGCACUGGUCAUCAGUCUGCAGAGCUGCUUCUGCUCCUGAGGCGCCCUGUGGUCCACAACCAGUCUGAGCAGCAGCUCACACAGCAGGAGAACCUGCAGGUUGAUGGAGCAGAAUGUUGA
This is a messenger RNA of Sciurus carolinensis (gray squirrel), 1416 nucleotides long. Its product is annotated as vomeronasal type-1 receptor 4-like. The transcript has 4 exons. Gene Ontology annotation, biological process: G protein-coupled receptor signaling pathway. The coding region runs from base 25 to 1416 and encodes 463 amino acids. Lineage: Eukaryota; Metazoa; Chordata; Mammalia; Rodentia; Sciuridae. Gene Ontology annotation, molecular function: pheromone receptor activity. The record is from RefSeq and is a predicted model, not a curated record. Gene Ontology annotation, cellular component: membrane.